Molecule: messenger RNA, 1532 nt
Organism: Myotis lucifugus (little brown bat)
Lineage: Eukaryota; Metazoa; Chordata; Mammalia; Chiroptera; Vespertilionidae
Product: isocitrate dehydrogenase [NADP] cytoplasmic-like
Exons: 3
Coding region: 251-685 (144 amino acids)
Biological process (GO): isocitrate metabolic process
Cellular component (GO): cytosol; mitochondrion; peroxisome
Molecular function (GO): isocitrate dehydrogenase (NADP+) activity
Source: RefSeq, a predicted model, not a curated record
CAUACGUGUAUUCAUCUAAUUCGUACAACAAGCCGAUUAAGUAGGUGUUUUAUUAUUCCCAUUUUAUAGGUUAGAAAACUGAGCCACAGUAGCUAGGAAGUCACAGAACUAGGGUGGAAUGCAGGCAGUCAGACCCUGAGUCCCCCGAGAUCAGUAAGUGUGGGAAAAGGACUAUGGUGUCUGUUUGGCUUCCCGGGAGCCGUGAAGAUGAAGUCAUUUGCUCUCAUCCCUGAGCGACCCGGGGCUCUCCAUGCAGUUGAAGCCAGUACUUCAUGCUCUGCCACUUACAGGUUAUGGCUCUCUGGGCAUGAUGACCAGCGUGCUGAUUUGUCCAGACGGCAAGACGGUGGAAGCAGAGGCUGCCCACGGGACUGUAACGCGUCACUACCGCAUGCACCAGAAGGGGCAGGAGACAUCUACCAAUCCCAUUGCUUCCAUUUUUGCCUGGACCAGGGGGUUAGCCCACAGAGCCAAGCUCGAUAACAACAAAGAGCUCGGCUUCUUUGCAAAGGCUUUGGAAGACGUCUGUGUGGAGACCAUCGAGGCUGGCUUCAUGACCAAGGACUUGGCUGCUUGUAUUAAAGGUUUGCCCAACGUGCAGCGUUCUGACUACUUGAAUACGUUUGAGUUCAUGGACAAACUCGGAGAAAACUUGAAGAUAAAACUAGCUCAGGCCAAACUUUAAGGUCGCUCCUCGGCUUAGGAGGACAAGUGUUUUUUGGUAACUAGUCCACUGGUUUACAUUUUUCUGUAUAACACUCAAGGGAAGGGCAAAAUCAAUUUUGUAAUUUGUUUAGAAGUCAGAGUUUAUCUUUUCUAUAAGUUUACAGCCUUUUUCUUAUACAUACUGUUAAUGCCACUUCAAGAAUGUGGCUGGGACUUUGUAACUUUAAAUUUUAUUUUCUACUAAUAGCUUAGGAAUUACUUUAGUGCUGUUCAUACAUACCCUGUCACUUUUUCUCAUGUUCCAAAAUAAAUGACCAAAAUGAAGAGUGCUUGAAAAGUAAAUGAUAGCCACAGUUUUGGUCCCUAAAGUGUGUAAAGUCGAAAUUCACUCCCUACCCCACUCACCAUGGCCUGGGCUCCGGGUGCUGUUGGUGUAACAGGUGUCCCACCAUGUGAGGUCCAACCGCACCUUAAACUUGCACAAGAAUUGUAACGAAGAGCGUGGGUGCAACUACAGCGUGUUGAAGACACAGCAGUCACUUGUGUAAAGAGCUCCAACGGAAUGUUUCGAAGUGUUAAAUGUUUCUGAGGCCGCUGGAGAGUUCGGAAUCCAGAGUAAUACUCCCUGGGGGCUUGUCCUCUGUGCUUGUCUCCUCCUCCUGGCCUGUGGGGCCUACGCGUCAUGCUGCCCCGAACAGCGCCUUUCAUUCAAGUGCAAUAAUACGAGCAGCACCUUUUGGGGAUUUCUGGCCUGUUUUAUUUCCUUUCUAUAAAUGUGAUUUUUCAGAAGUUGAUUGUAAACACUAUUCUAGUCUGUUCUUCCUCUGAACUGUUAAUCUUGAUUAAAAUUAAGUGCUAAUGACCAA